GUUUGCUCAUCACCAAAACACCAUGUCCCUCAAAAGAAGUUUAAUUCUCUCCAGUAGACAUGGUAUACGGCGGAAGCUGAUAAAACAACUUGGGGAGCACAAGCGAGUGUAUCAGUGCAGUAUCUGCAGUAAGAUCUUCCAGAACAGCAGCAAUCUCAGCAGGCACAUCCGUUCUCACGGUGACAAACUAUUUAAAUGUGAGGAAUGCGCAAAGCUGUUCAGCCGUAAAGAGAGCUUGAAGCAGCAUGUUUCAUACAAGCAUGAAGUUGACAGUGAGUACCGAUACAAGUGCACCACAUGUGAAAAGGCCUUCCGGAUAGAGAGUGCAUUGGAAUUUCAUAACUGCAGGACAGAUGACAAGACAUUCCAGUGUGAGAUGUGUUUCAGAUUCUUUUCUACAAACAGUAAUCUUUCAAAACACAAGAAAAAGCACGGAGAUAAGAAGUUUGCAUGUGAAAUCUGCAAUAAGAUGUUCUACCGAAAAGACGUCAUGCUAGACCAUCAGAGACGACACUUGGAAGGGGUGAGGCGUGUGAAAAGAGAAGACUUUGAGCACAGCACUGAAAACAUGGUCCGCUACAAGAAGGAGCCUUCGGGAUGCCCCGUGUGUGGGAAGGUAUUUUCGUGUAGGAGCAAUAUGAAUAAACACCUUUUAACACACGGAGACAAGAAAUACACUUGUGAAAUCUGUGGACGUAAAUUUUUCAGGGUGGAUGUGUUGAGAGAUCAUAUUCAUGUCCAUUUUAAGGAUAUAGCACUAAUGGAUGAUCACCAGAGAGAAGAGUUCAUUGGUAAAAUUGGAAUCUCAUCAGAGGAAAAUGAUGACAACUCUGAUGAAAGUGCAGAUUCUGAGCCUCACAAAUAUAGCUGCAAAAGGUGCCAGUUGACUUUUGGCAGAGGGAAGGAGUACCUGAAGCACAUCAUGGACGUGCACAAGGAGAAGGGCUAUGGCUGUAGCAUUUGUAAUAGGCGUUUUGCCUUGAAGGCAACUUACCACGCACACAUGGUCAUUCAUCGGGAGAACCUACCUGAUCCCAAUGUGCAGAAAUACAUCCAUCCAUGUGAAAUCUGUGGAAGGAUUUUUAACAGUAUAGGAAAUCUAGAAAGACAUAAGCUUAUACAUACAGGUGUAAAAAGUCAUGCUUGUGAGCAAUGUGGCAAAUCAUUUGCUAGAAAAGACAUGUUAAAAGAACAUAUGCGAGUCCAUGAUAAUAUCCGAGAAUACUUGUGUGCAGAAUGUGGCAAAGGAAUGAAAACAAAACAUGCACUUCGUCACCACAUGAAACUUCACAAAGGAAUUAAAGAAUAUGAAUGCAAGGAAUGUCACCGAAAAUUUGCACAGAAAGUCAACAUGCUGAAGCAUUACAAAAGGCACACAGGAAUCAAAGAUUUCAUGUGUGAGCUCUGUGGCAAGACGUUUAGUGAGAGAAACACAAUGGAGACUCAUAAGUUGAUUCAUACAGUAGGAAAACAGUGGACAUGUUCAGUCUGUGAUAAGAAAUAUGUCACUGAUUACAUGCUCCAGAAGCACAUCCAGCUCACUCAUGAUAAGGUGGAAGCCCAGAGCUGUCAGCUGUGUGGGACAAAGGUUUCUACCAGAGCGUCCAUGAGUCGGCAUAUGAGGCGUAAACAUCCAGAGAUUCGUUUGGUGAGGAUUGAUGAUUUAGAGCAGCUGCCAGAGACCACUACCAUUGAUGCCUCCUCAAUUGGGAUUGUGCAGCCGGAAUUAGCAUUGGAACAGGGGGAAUUACCAGAAGGGAAACAGCACGUGAAAUCUCUUAAACGUGGCCAGAAACGAAAACAGAAGUCAGGUGAGGAGGAGGAAGUUCAAGUGCCUGAAGACCCUGCCUUCAAUGAAUACACAGAGAAGGAAGGCACAUUCACAGGGAAUGUCGGAGAUGAGACUAAUUCAGCUGUACAGAGCAUCCAGCAGGUGGUGGUGACUCUCGGGGAGCCAAACGUCACAACCCCUUCCCGUUCUGUCGGGCUGACAAAUAUCACCGUUACGCCUAUUACAACAGCGGCUGGAACCCAAUUCACGAACCUCCAGCCAGUGGCUGUGGGCCAUCUGACUGCGCCUGAACGCCAGUUACAGCUGGACAACUCCAUUCUCACCGUGACGUUUGACACCGUCAGCGGUUCCGCCAUGCUGCACAACCGUCAGAAUGACAUUCAGAUCCAGCCGCAGCCAGAGGCAGCCAAUCCUCAAUCGGUGGCCCAUUUCAUAAACCUGACCACCUUGGUGAACUCCAUUCCUCCUCUAGGGAGCCAGAUAACAGAACAGCAUCCUCUGACGUGGAGGUCAGUGCCUCAGACUGAUGUCUUGCAGCCCCAGGCACAGCCAACGCAACAGCAGUCUGGACAGCAACAGGUUCAAACAGAGCAACAACAGCAACAAAUGUAUAGCUACUAAUUUAUACUUCAAAAAGUUUUGAAAUGGACAAUACUUAGACGCAAAAACACACAGACAUUUGGGAAAUUUCUAACGGGAUUGUUUGCUGGAUACCAAACAGAGGUGGGAAAAUGUUUAUACAAUGAAACGUAAGCUAAAAUUGGCAUAGCACCCUGCAACACUCUACUUUUGAGAUUUUCACACUGUCUCUAGACCUUGCGCUGU
This is a messenger RNA of Apaloderma vittatum (bar-tailed trogon), 2617 nucleotides long. RefSeq names its product PR domain containing 15 (gene PRDM15). The transcript has 16 exons. Lineage: Eukaryota; Metazoa; Chordata; Aves; Trogoniformes; Trogonidae. The annotation marks the transcript as partial. The record is from RefSeq and is a predicted model, not a curated record.